CAAAAAAGUCAUGUCUGAUUGGUGUCUCUUCUUAACCUUAACUUGUGUGAACCUUGGUGAUUUUUGAUGAUUGAAUAAAGAUAUUUUAUGUGUCUAAAAUGGGCGGAUCUCAAAGUACACGUAAAAUAGGAAUAGAUAACGAUGACACCGCGGGUUUAAUUAGAGUUUCCGAAAACGUCGCUCAACGGUUGAAGAAUAUGAAUAAUUUCAGAGAUGGUGAAAACGCUAGUAGUACUAACUUCUCAAAUCCACAACCAGUAUCGCCUUCACCUGUCAGUGGUCCAAUCGUAAGCCAGCAGCCUUCCAGUGGUUUUUAUGCGCCUCAGCCUUAUAUUACUUCAUCGAUGAUUCGAGAUCAGAUUGAAAAAGAAUUGGAGAAGAAUGACCGUUAUUGGGAAAGAAGAAUUAAAGGUUUGCAGGAGAACCAAAACCGCAUAACUCAAGUAAUGGAAUCAGAAUUUAACAAAGCUUAUAAAGAAAUUGAAAAUAAUUUUCCAACCCUAGCACCAAAGGAUGCCACUAUACCAUGCCAGGAUUACAAGUCCAUGGUCGUUGAUUGUUUCAAGAACAAUGCCAAUCAUACAUUGAAUUGUAGUAAACUUGUCAAUGAUUUUGCAGCCUGUGUUAGCAAUUCAAGAAGCAAGAGACACAAUGAGAACCGAAGUCCAUAAUGGUUAGAAGGUGCAUUAGUCAACCAAUAGCAUGAGAAGUGAUAUGUUUAUCAUUUUAAAACUGAGGGUUGGAACUCCAUGUCAACAUAAAAUGAAGAAAGCAUAUAUUCAAAUAGGUAUCAGAAGAUGUAUGACAAGAUAAGUUUUAGUUUAUAUUUUUGUUGAUUUUUAAGUCCACUUAUUUUAAAUGAUGAAAUUUCUAAACAAGAAUAUUGUUAAUAAUUCCAAGGACUGAGCUUUGACUGUUCUUAAGUGACUAUUAGUUAUUCAGUCAUUACAAUGUAACUGAUGUAUAUAUAUAGAAAUACAUGUACAUAAUCAUUUUUGCUGCUAGGUGGUUAACAUUAAAAUAAUAAACGUAUCCAGAAAA
Molecule: messenger RNA, 1041 nt
Organism: Homalodisca vitripennis (glassy-winged sharpshooter)
Lineage: Eukaryota; Metazoa; Arthropoda; Insecta; Hemiptera; Cicadellidae
Exons: 2
Coding region: 99-671 (190 amino acids)
Biological process (GO): inner mitochondrial membrane organization
Cellular component (GO): MICOS complex
Source: RefSeq, a predicted model, not a curated record